Racocetra fulgida is the source of this 272-nucleotide messenger RNA. The record is from the annotation of a GenBank genome assembly. Lineage: Eukaryota; Fungi; Glomeromycota; Glomeromycetes; Diversisporales; Gigasporaceae.
ACGAUGAUACGAAUUUAUGUACAAAAUACAUAAACGCAACACAAUGUUCUACAGAAACUGAUGAAAAUCGUUUUGAUGGGCGUUGUAUUGGCCAAUUUGAUAGUCGAAAUUGGCAAUCUGAUCCUCAAAAUAUGUUAAAUUACACGAUUCAACCAAGUCAAAACAAACUUUAUGCUAUCACUUUUACUUUUUACCAAACGCCAAAUGAUACGGGAUAUAAUGCUACCUCUGAUACCGGAAUGAAAGUCAGAGCUGUGGAAUCCAGUAAGUAA